Messenger RNA from Lolium rigidum, 2122 nucleotides. RefSeq lists its product as uncharacterized. Bases 208 to 1719 code for a protein of 503 amino acids. The record is from RefSeq and is a predicted model, not a curated record. Gene Ontology annotation, molecular function: protein binding. The transcript has a single exon. Lineage: Eukaryota; Viridiplantae; Streptophyta; Magnoliopsida; Poales; Poaceae. Gene Ontology annotation, biological process: protein ubiquitination; positive regulation of protein catabolic process.
GGGGUUUCUGCCCGUGGUAGUUGAAGCGAGGCGAUAGUGUUUCCAGCCACUCGUCAAGUCAGCGUGAGGGGAUUCCGGAAACCCUAUCGCGAACUCCUCGCUGCCCUUGGGCGCCUACCUUCCACCACUCCCAGUUUAGCCUCUCGUCUUCAGAUCUGGUUCUUCAGGUACCGGAAUAUUCAAUCUUCAUCAGAUUCUAGCAUUAUUAUGUCGGAAUUGGACGCUGGCAAAGGAAUGACGGAACUGAAAAUUAGGACCAGUUCUAAGUACCCUGGGUAUCCUUGCACUUCGGUUUCAGUUCCUGGAGGACUGGAUUUCAAGAAGAUUCAGGAGGUUUUUCUUGAACGGUCUCUUUUGAUUGCCAAGUCCAGACCAAAUGAUAUAUUCACCCAAGAUCCUACUCCUAAGUCGCUACGCAUGGCCUUCUAUGAUCUAUCUCCCAAACUGCGGCCCGUCCUAGAAAGAGAUAGCGUCCGGUCCUUCCUUCACUUAUUUGUGAACAACAAGGGCAUGACAUGGAGUUAUACCAUCACCUCACAGACCUUAACUUACAUGAUCAGUUAUGAUGCCCUACGAUGUGUGAAAGUUAUAUUGGAGGGCAAGGUACCAAGGCUCAAUGGACAGCAUGCCAAUCCCAACUGCAUUAACCCAUAUGGAUACUUCCCUCUCCAUGAAGCUGCUGAAAGGUUUUCUACUGACAUGAUCAAGUUACUCUUUCAUCAUGGUGCAUCAGCCAAUGUACGCACAGUUGGGAAUGACAUCAUUGAGAACCUACUCCCACUCCAUGUUGCGGUCGAGAAUACUUGCCUGCAUAAGUAUCUGGAGGAUAAUCUAUUUCCAUACCAGAAUCAUCGAGAUUAUAUCUACAAGAUUAUCCAUCUGCUAUGCAUGCCUGAAAUGAAAAUAUUUUUGGACACAGUUAAACUGCUAGCAGAAAGAACAGAUAAUCUAGUUGAUGAGAUAUGGAAUUAUGUGAAGGAUGGGAAGCUUAUCCAUUCUGCAGUUUUACUUUUGGCAGCUCAAGCGCAACUCCGCGGGGGAUGUUCCUCCAUAAGCAAUGACAAUAGUAAGCGAGUUGGGUUUGAUAUCAUAAUGUGCUGUAUAUUGAAACAUUUGGGUACCCUAAGAUUGGAGGAUAAGAAUGCGAAUGCACGGAAGCUGCUCGAGGAAGAGAUAAUAUUUAUGGAUCUUAUAGGCCAUCUUGUUGAUAUAGUAUCCCAAGAUGGUGAAGCCCUUUCUGCAUACAUUCAGACACAUUCAGAGGUGCCUCACAUGGAGGUUCUGGGACGGGUUUCUUCUAUUCUCAAGGAGUAUGGGUUUUGCCCAACUGAAGGAAUCGUUGAUGUUAAGAACCUCCGCCCUUAUGACUGCAUAACGUCCAACCAAGAGUUAUACCACAAAGGGCCUAUGGAUUCAACCAAGGGAGUUACAGGAACGGAUAAUCUCUGUGCUGCAGAGGAAGUAAAUGCUGUGGAGAAGAAACUUCGUGGAGGAUGGGAUCCCACAUACACAAGGAGAAGGUUCUUCCCUUACUGGAGAUCAGUGCUACUGGCCAGGUGUUUUGUAAAGGUGUAUCCACCCUACGCAACAGCAGAUGCCAGUCAACCUACUGUAACAACUCCUGUUCCAGGUCUUAAGCGUCCCGUGUUUGGAAUAGCUCCACAGCUAUCAAGAAAUUGCCAGUCCAGAAGAUUUUUUGGUAUUGGCAUCCACAGCUAGGUCUGCACUUGGUUGUGAAGACCUCCGUCGCUCUUGGGGUAGCUCAAUGGACAGUAAUCCAAUUCAAAAUCACAACCUUUCACUGCUGGGAAGAGUUGGGCAACUACUGACAAAUAAUCGUCAAUCUAGAAGACAUUUUGGUACUGCUGUGUCCAUACUCUUGAAGGUGGCUAGGAAUGCGUGACCAGUUGGCCAUGAAGUUUGCGGUUACUCAUGCUGAGCUGUUAUUCAGUACAUGUUUCUCCGAGAUGGGAAGAUGAGGCUGUUGGUUUGCGGCUGUGGGCGUGCAUUUUUUGUCAGCUUAUAAGAGCAUUGUUCAUUGUUCGAAUGACAUGCCACCCUAUAAAUGUAUGGCCGCCCAGUGAUGUACGAAGUACCAUAUAUGUAUUCGUAUGUUCAGAUC